Messenger RNA from Seminavis robusta, 2799 nucleotides. The record is from the annotation of a GenBank genome assembly. Lineage: Eukaryota; Bacillariophyta; Bacillariophyceae; Naviculales; Naviculaceae.
AAUUCAUUCCCUUUGGUGACGUUGUCUUGUGCCUGAAUCCAACGCUCCGAUCACCCGACCGUGACCAUGGCGAAGAUUGCCGUUCCGCAUGCACGGAGUUUUGUAGAUCAAGGCAAAGCUUGACUGAUCCUCGCUUCUGGCUACUACUAGCUAGAGUUCCGUAUCAGAAGUGCAGCAUCUACUUUCCUGAAGACUGUGUUCCGAGUAGGCUGAUAAUUGCGUUGAUCUUACAGUAUCCUUGUUCAUCAUCAUCAUGGACGGCCACCAACAAGUUCCAACCUUUGCGGUGCUUCCACCACCCGCGCAUCAACAGCAAGCACAGCAGCAACAGCACUAUGCCAUGCAGGCGGCUCCUCCUCCCACGCCUCAACCGCAACCCUUGCAGCACAAGUACAGCAGUACAGCCUGGAAUCUGGCCAGGAAGGCUCAUUUGGACAAUCGCAUGUUGACGACCAAGACGACCGAUGUGGAGACCGAAGAUGGACGCAUCUCCAAUGUGGAAGCUGCCGAAAAGAUCAAGGAUGCAUGGAUGUACAAACAGAUUCGGGCGAGACGUGAUGAAUUCACGCACUACAGACAGGCCAUGCUGUUUAUAGGUUCCUGGAAUGUCAAUGCCAAGGGCAAAGAGGAAUCUCUAGACUCUUGGAUCUGUGCUGAUUGGGGGCCCAAUGGAGAAUAUGCUCCAGAUCUCGUGGCUGUGGGUUUUCAAGAAAUUGUCGAUCUCAAUGCCGUCAAUGUCGCAGUCGAUAACAAGACACAACAACGCUCCCAGUUUUGGGUCGAACGACUCAUGGCAACACUUAAUUCGCCCCACAAUACACGCAACGAUCCCAAUCGACAAUACUUUUUGUUGCAACAGAAAAGCAUGGUCGGGCUUCUUGUCUGUGUCUUUUGCAAGGCACCUCAUAAGGAUCGUGUUCGCUACAUCAAUUCCACCGCUGUAGGAGUGGGUGUCAUGGGCAUGUUGGGGAACAAGGGUGGCGUCGCUGUUCGUGUUCAAUUCUACGAUUCUACACUCUGUUUUCUUUGUACCCACUUGGCAGCUCAUCGUGAAAAUGUCACGGGACGCAAUCAAGAUUUUGCCAACGUUUUCAACAAGUCCCUCUUUGAAAUUGGGGAAGAAGCCACUCGAGAAGCCAUCUACUCGGGGAGCAUGUCCCAUUGGGAAAUUGGUGCCACAUCCGUCAAUGUCAUUGAUCACGACCUCAUUUUCUGGUUGGGCGAUUUGAAUUAUCGUAUUGACGAAUCCAUGCCCACCGAUAAGGUGCUCGAGUAUGCCGAAACGGGCAAAUUCGCUGAAAUGCGCAAAUUGGAUCAACUCAACGUCGAACGUGCCCAUGGACGAGCAUUUGAGGGAUUCGAAGAAGGUGUCAUUCAAUUCCCACCCACGUACAAGUACCAACCUGGUACGGACGGAUACGACAAACGACCCGAAAAGAAAUUGAGGGCACCGGCAUGGUGUGAUCGCAUCUUGUGGAUGGCACUGGAGCCGGCACAUGUACAGCAACUCACCUACAAUCGCUCCGAACAACCCAACGUGUCGGACCACAAGGCGGUGUAUUCCACCAUGAAGAUUACCAUCAAGGAUGUCGUGAGGCCCAAACGAGCGGCCAUUCACAACGAACUCAUGAAGUUGCUGGAUCGAUUCGAGAAUCAGACACUGCCCAUGGUCGGGUUGGAUCGUGUCAAUCUGGAUUUUGGAGAAAUUCAUUACGAUCGGUCCAAGAGCAUGCCCAUUCAAAUCACCAAUACUGGCAAUGUCGUGGCCAAGUACCGCUUUGUGCCCAAGUUGGAUGAGAACACGCUGUGCAAACCCUGGAUCAAGGUCGAACCACCCUACGGACUCAUCAUCCCCGGAGAUCAACCUGCGACUAUCAACGUGACAAUCACAGUGGAUCGACACACGGCACAACUUCUCAAUCAAGGACGAGAAGUCCUCGAUGACAUUUUGAUUCUUCGUUUGGAAAACGGACGGGAUUACUACAUUACCAUCAAGGCUGCAUAUGCUCGUUCUUGCUUUGGAAUGUCCGUCGAUGAGCUUGUCAUGUAUUCCGAUCCCAUUCGAAAUGUACCGCUCGAUCCCAUCAAACGGGCCGAAAAGUACGACCCCAAUCCGUCCAAUGCUCUCUGUGUCCCCAAGGAACUUUGGAGACUGAUUGAUGCGAUCUUUGAAAAGGGAUUGCAAGAACCAGAUCUGUUUGUCGAUCCAGGGGAUCCAGAAGACGUUAAAAAGAUUCGAGAAUGCUUGGACACGGGAGCUCCAUUCGGACAGUACAAAACGCUUUCCUAUGCCGAAGCUCUUCUCGAGUUCUUCUCCAGUCUCUCUAUUCCCAUCGUGCCACCAACGCUGUUCCCAACGUUGGAGAUUGAUUCCCAGAACAUUCAAUCUUCGGCACGACGAUUCUUGGAAGAGCUUCCACCGGUUCAUUACAAUGUUCUUCUCUAUGUCAUUUCAUUCUUUCGUGAGGCCCUCGUUUAUCGGGAAAGGAAUCGUCUGACGGCAGCCAAGUUGGCCCGCAUCUGCAGCAACCACAUGGCGCCACCGAGUUCCGGCAUGGACGACUCGACAGCGGCGCAAAGGCGAUCUGGAAUGCAGCUGAUUAUGGUGCAUUUGCUGGAAACCAAUUCGAUCUAGAGAGUCGAGUCGAGUCAUGGUUCUAAACAGAUCCGAACGUCAAUGUCCAACGACACAUUUCUUUCUUUUCAGUUUGCUACGGUCUCAAUGACAGUGCCCCCAUUUGCAUUCCAAUACUAUCGAAUCGAUUUGCGUAAAGUGAUAGUUGACUUGUUGAUUGUGUU